GUAAGAUUGGAUCUUUGACGUGAUUGCGUCUAACAACCUUCUUAAGAGGGCCCCAAAUGUUUGGCAAUUAUCCGUCAAUCCCCGAAGUCGCGAUUUAGAAGGCGUCUAUCUCACGCACCGCGAAGUGACCGCUGACGACUGAACGAUAUAAAAGGUCUCUAGCUUGUGGAGAAUAUUCAUCUCGAAGCCCCUGCCUCCUUCAGACGCGUUCACCAUGUCUAACGUCGCUUCUCUUCUAUGGCUCGUUUUCCUCGCGAAGAUUGUUGCAUCCGCACCAGCAUCCGUCGACGCGUCUGUUUCUAAUUCUGACGUCGCCACAUCCGCCAAAGCGUCCACCUCUGGUACGACCAUCGCGAGCACCACCAAUAGUGCUCUAGAAGCAACAGCGACUGUCGGUUUUAUUUCUACUGACGCCAAUGAUGUUCUAUGGGAUGAAGAGAGCAGGUCUUCGGUGGUCACCGCCGAGCGCGGUAAACUCGGAGCUUCCAUUAUGGGACCGGAUAACAUACCAAUGGACCUGCAAAAUCCCGACUUCCUUGCGCCACCAACCACUGACUCCGGCUCUGUGCCAAACGCCAAAUGGCCCUUCGCCCUGAGUCAUAACCGCUUGCAGACGGGAGGUUGGGCCCGUGAAGAGAAUAUCGGCGUCAUGCCUAUCGCGACGGAAAUGGCCAGCGUCAACAUGCGACUCGAAGCAGGCGCCAUUCGCGAAUUGCACUGGCACAAGACCGCAGAGUGGGCGUAUGUUCUAAAAGGAUCCACACAAAUUACGGCAGUCGAUACUGAAGGACGAAACUACGUUGCCACUGUGGGACCCGGUGACUUGUGGUACUUCCCUCCUGGUAUCCCUCACUCAUUGCAGGCGACCGGGGAUGACGGAGGAGGCUCUGAGUUUAUUUUGGUAUUUGAUGACGGAGCUUUCAGUGAAGACUCCACGUUCCUGUUGACAGACUGGCUAGACCACGUUCCCUAUGAAGUCCUCCAAAAGAACUUCCAGGUCGGUAACCCGGACGCAUUCGCACACAUCCCCAAGGAUGAACUCUACAUUUUUCCAAGCAUGAUUCCCGAGGAUGAUGCCUCAGCCCCGGAAAGUCCCCAAGGAACCGUCCCGAAUCCUUAUUCGUUCCCUUUGUCGAAGGCCAAUGCCACUCAACUAUCGGGAGGCUCAGUCAAAAUUGUGGAUUCUACGUCAUUCACAGUUUCGAAGACUAUUGCGAUGGCAGAAGUUAGAGUCGAGCCUGGUGCGAUGCGGUAUUUCUGUCUUACUUUAAUACAUAGAAUUGUUUUCACUGAACCGUGGUCGCUUAGGGAACUGCAUUGGCAUCCUACUAUGGACGAGUGGAGCUUCUUCAUUGAGGGUACAGGAAGAGUGACACUGUUCGCAUCUGAAGGGACUGCCAGGACGUUCAACUACCAGCCUGGUGAUAUUGGCUACGUUCCCGCAGCUUACGGGCAUUACGUCGAGAAUACCGGCAAUACGACAUUGAAGUUCCUAGAAAUCUUCAAAUCCGAUCGUUUCGAGGACAUCAGUCUCAAUCAGUGGUUGGCCUUGACUCCUCCCGCGGUAGUGAAAGCACAUUUGAACAUAGAUGACGCGACAAUUAGCCAACUCUCCAAAGUCAAACCAGUCGUAAUUGGACCUGGCGCUUGAUAUCUACCUUAAAAUAUGUACUUAUCCGGGAUCACGAUUAAAAUUGGAAGGACUUUAGAAUUUAUAAGUAUAUUUUCAAUGAGUAUCUGAAUUUGCUUUUAGUAUUAUUGAAUACGUGUAAAAUCACACCAGAGCAAAUUCGCUGCAUUAAAGCUGAACCCGUUUUCCCGGUAAAUC
Desarmillaria tabescens is the source of this 1828-nucleotide messenger RNA. Its product is annotated as oxalate decarboxylase. The transcript has 17 exons. Lineage: Eukaryota; Fungi; Basidiomycota; Agaricomycetes; Agaricales; Physalacriaceae. The record is from RefSeq and is a predicted model, not a curated record. Gene Ontology annotation, cellular component: outer membrane-bounded periplasmic space. Gene Ontology annotation, biological process: oxalate metabolic process. The coding region runs from base 215 to 1651 and encodes 478 amino acids.